UCUUCAAGCAAAUUGCGACCUGCCGCAAAGGACUUUUACCUCCAGUUUACAACCCGGUGCCUUGAAAGACGAGUGGGCAGCGAUAUGUUCAACAAAAAGCCCCGGAGGAACUUUCGGCAGAGGAAACAAAGCUCCAGCGACGGAGAGGAACAGCGGGGGACCAGCGGAGAUGGAGGCGACACUGAGAUUCCUCCGGCUGGGUUCAAUAAGCUGGUCAAAGUGGCCCCGGGCCGCGGGAUCUCCUGCAGCUCCAAGCCGGAGUCGACGCCUCCGAGGAGGGAUUCGCCUGACAGCAGCGACGGGGAGGAGGCAGAGCCGCUGGAAGUGACAGCGGGAAAAGAAGAGAGGGGGAACGAUGCAGGGAAAAAGAAAACAAACACUGCCCUCAGUUUCUCUGGGGACAGAGAAGCUGAAGAACCAACAUUUAAACUGAAGAAGUCCUCUGAUAAAGUGGUGUUGUUCCAAGCCAGGAAGAAGGAAGCUUCACCUGCCAAGACCCGCCACAGCACAGGCCCAGCUGGUGUCAGUGCCCCACCAUCUGUUUCUCCCAGGCAAGAUUCUGACAGUCAGUCUUCACCACAUAGUCUGUACCAUAGUGAUGACAGUGAAGAUGAUGAUGAUGGUAAUGAUGAUGAUAACAACAGCAAGAAAGAUGACAAUGACAGUGAUGAAGGUGGUGCCAGGUCUCCCUCAGCGAGCUCGGACUCCAGCCGCUCUUCUGCUAGACCAGUGCGUAUACCCAACGCUGAGGCGAUCCUGGCAGCCAAGAGGCAGCGUCAGGCCAUUCGAUCCCAGAAAGAGUACAUCUCCCUGGGCAGAGAUGGCCAGAGCUCCGCAGGUAGCACCCCAGAUCACUACAGCAGAGACGACGAUGAUGAAGAAAGAGUCGAUGAUGAUGAUGAACCAGAUGAUCAUGAGAGAAGAAUCGAGUUUGCACCACGACUGAAGAGCAUCAGAGAGAGGAUUGCUGAGAAGAUUGGAGGGAGUGAUGGCAGUCUGUCAGGGACUGAUGGGGAAGAGCAAGAACUUUGGGAGGAAACACAAAUUGGGAAGGGAGUCAAGAGACAUCCAGGAGGACAGAGCCCAUCUGGCAGUGAGUCCAGCAGCUCUGGCAGCAGCAGACGAAACAGAGGAAGACAAAAGACGAGACUAGCACGGGUCAGAAUCCCAAAGACCCUUCCUCCUGUCAGUGUUUCAAUGGUCAAGAGGAGGAUCACUGGAAAACUGGAGUCCCUGAAGGAGGUGCACAGAGCGCGGCAAGCAGAGUUGAGGAAGAUGGAGGGAGAUGUUGAAAGUGCUACAACCUCAGUGGAGGCGCUGAGUGAGAGUUCCUCAGAGAGGCAGCUGAAGUUCUACAGGAGCAUGACCCUCUAUGCUCACAACUUGUUGGAGUGUCUGCAGGAAAAGGUUGUGGAGAUCAACUCUUUGGAGCUGGAGCUUCACACUCUGCUGUCUGACCAGAUGGACACGCUGUUGGCUCAGAGAAGACAGAAGGUCAAGGAGCAGGCAGAGCGUCUGCAACAGCUCAGCUAUAGCACAGAGGAGCAGGGUGGAAGCUCAGCCAAUGGAUCAGAAAAUCAAGGGGACAUGAGCACUGAGGAAGACUUUGAUAUUCCUGAGGACUCCCUACCUUCAGCAGAAGAGGAAGAGCAGCUACAGAAGAAAAAGGCUGAUAUCAUGUUGAGGUCCCAGGCGUUGUUUUCGGACGUUCAGGAUGACUUCUGCGAUGUUAAAAAGAUUCUGUCUCGCUUUGAAGAAUGGAGAGGAUCUUACUCUGACUCUUACCACAGUGCCUACAUCUCUCUGUGUCUGCCAAAGUUGUUGAACCCGAUCAUUAGACAUCAGCUGCUGAUGUGGAACCCACUGAAGGAUACCAGUGGGGACUUUGAAAACCUCCCAUGGUUCUCAGCAGUGGAGACUUUUUGUCAUGGACAUGGCCACGAGGAGCUUGAAAACACAGACAGAGAGACGUUGUCUAAUGUCAUAGAAAAGACUGUCCUACCCAAAAUGACUGCCUUUGUGGAGCUGGUGUGGGACCCCAUGUCCCGUCAACAAUCAGUCUGUCUUACUGAUGUGUGUCACAGCCUGAAGGAGGACUACUCCAUCUUUGAAGGAGAGCAGAGCAAACCAGUCAAGACGUUCAUAGAGGCUGUGGUGAGGAGACUGAGGAGCUGUGUUGAUGAAGAUGUCUUCAUCCCUCUGUACCCAAAAAAGUUCUCAGAGGACAAGUUGACUCCUCAGAGUCGUUUCAGAGAACAACAGUUCUGGACGGCCAUUAAACUACUAGGUAACAUGGGGAAAUGGGCUUUGCUGCUUCCUGAGACUUUACUAAAGGAACUGAUGUUGGACAAACUGCUGAACAGAUACCUGAUGAUCACUCUGUGCAGUCAGACUCAACCCAACAAUACUAACCAUGCCUGCAAGAAGAUUGGAGAUGGCCUUCCGCUCUCUUGGUUCAAAGGUGUGAGCGCUUGUUUGCCUCAGCUCCAGAAUUUUGAGAACCAUCUUGUUCAAAAAGUUCAUACCAUCUGCAAACAGCAGUCUCCUAAAGAUCCGAACACGAGGUCUGCUGUGGUUGAAGUGCUGCAGCUUCUGAGCAGAAUCAGGUGCAAUGACUCCAUCAUGUCCAUAGCAGAGAAAUACCACUAUGAAGAUGUCAUCUACUCUCAUCAGCUGCUGAACCAAGACACAGAAUGAAGUGAUGUUAAAUGUGGUUACACAUAGAAUAUAUGGCAACAAAUGAUAAACCAAGGAACCAACUAAAAGAAAUGUGUAAAAACUAUUUUUAGUCAUGACAUUUUUGUUGUUUUGUACAUGAGAUAACUGUA
This is a messenger RNA of Paralichthys olivaceus (Japanese flounder), 2828 nucleotides long. RefSeq names its product GC-rich sequence DNA-binding factor 2 (gene gcfc2). Lineage: Eukaryota; Metazoa; Chordata; Actinopteri; Pleuronectiformes; Paralichthyidae. Gene Ontology annotation, cellular component: nucleus. The record is from RefSeq and is a predicted model, not a curated record. Gene Ontology annotation, biological process: mRNA splicing, via spliceosome. Gene Ontology annotation, molecular function: DNA binding.